AUGGAGCUGCUCAGCCCCUCCAAGGUGAAGGACCGCUCUCAGAACGUCACAGAGAAGGUCACGCAGGUACUGUCUUUGGAGUCUGAUGUACUGCCUGAAUACAAACUCCAGGUGCCAGAGACAACAUGGUGGAUCUUGCUUCACUAUAGCCCCUUCAAGGCAUUUUGGGACUGGAUUAUUCUCCUCCUGGUCCUCUACACAGCUGUGUUCACUCCCUACUCAGCUGCCUUUCUUCUGGAUGAACACGGGGAUUUACGGCAAAGAAGUUGUGGUUACACAUGUGAUCCCCUGAACGUGGCGGACCUUUUGGUGGAUGUGCUGUUUAUUGUGGAUAUAGUCAUCAACCUUCGCACAACGUACGUGGACCAAAAUGACGAGGUGGUCACACAGCCAAGCCGAAUAGCCAAGCACUAUAUCAAGGGCUGGUUCCCUAUAGAUCUGUUCGCAGCGAUUCCUUUUGAUCUUCUCAUUUUCAGAUCUGGCUCUGAUGAGGUAAGAACUACAACCUUAACGAGCCUGCUGAAAACAGCUCGGCUGCUGCGAUUGGUCCGCGUGGCAAGAAAGCUGGACCGAUAUUCUGAAUAUGGUGCUGCCGUCCUCUUCUUGCUCAUGUGCACCUUUGUGCUCAUCGCCCAUUGGCUCGCCUGCAUUUGGUACGCUAUUGGCUUUGUGGAGAGGCCGUACACAGAGACCGGCUGGCUGGACAACCUGGCUGAACAGCUGGGCAAGUCGUACAACGACAGUGACUCCACCUCUGGUCCGUCAGUCAAAGACAAGUAUGUCACCGCCCUUUACUUCACCUUGAGCAGUUUGACAAGUGUGGGGUUUGGAAAUGUCUCUCCAAACACCAACUCAGAGAAGAUCUUCUCCAUCUGCGUCAUGGUCAUUGGUUCUCUCAUGUAUGCCAGUAUAUUUGGGAAUGUGUCAGCCAUCAUUCAGCGUCUGUACUCUGGUACAACCCGCUACCACACCCAGAUGCUGCGAGUCAAGGAGUUCAUCCGAUUCCAUCAAAUCCCAGGUUGCCUUCGCCAAAGGCUGGAGGAGUACUUCCAGCAUGCCUGGUCCUACACCAAUGGCAUCGACAUGAAUGCUGUGUUGAAGGGGUUUCCAGAGUCUUUGCAGGCAGACAUCUGUUUGCACUUGAACAGAUCUUUGCUCCAGAACUGCAAGGCUUUCCAUGGAGGCAGUCAAGCCUGUCUGCGGGCCUUGGGUAUGAGGUUCAAGACAGUCCACGCUCCUCCAGGAGAUACUCUAAUCCACUAUGGAGACAUCCUGGACUCUCUCUUUUUCAUCUCACGUGGUUCCAUCCAGGUCAUACGGGAUGAUGUGGUGGUCGCCAUAUUAGAAAAGAAUGACAUCUUUGGAGAGCCUAUCCACCUGUAUGAUGAGCCAGGGAAGUCCAAUGGAGAUGUAUAUACCAUCACCUACUGUGACCUGCACCGCGUCCUGAGGGACGACCUGCUGGAGGUCCUGGAUAUCUACCCCAGCUUUGCAGACAACUUCUGGAGGAACCUGGAGAUAACGUUUGACCUGAGAGACGCUGAUCAAAUACCACCAAUUAUAACAACAACUGAUGAUUCUGGGGACGACUGUGGAUGCCGCCACAAGCCAAGACACAGAAUCCACACCCUGGACUGCCGAAUUAGGCCAGAUGGAAUCGAUCAUGAAGACUCGUACCCCCUUCAGUCCUUCCGUCAUCGUCACUCACCUCAGACCCACUGGGAUGACUGCUGUAGCUGUGAAUCCCCGUGUUCCCAGUCAAGUGAGGACCUGGCAAAGCCUCACGUCCAUGGUGCCAAAGUAGAGCUUUAUCCUCCAGAGGAUGCCAGGAGGAACUACUCUCCGUCUGUAGUGCAGCUGCGCCCCCCGGGUGGCACCUCAGUGGGGAGGGAAGCAGUGUUGGACCGGGGACACCAAGCUUCAUCCUUGAACGUGCCGGGAAUGUAUCAAUACUGGCCAGACCAACGGUCACAACAGUUUUCUAGUCGCACCUGGCGAUCUGGAAAGUCACACCACCCACCGCCAUUCACAGAAGAACGGCCCAGUGAGCUGGAGUCUCGACUUGAGGUUUUACAUUCCCAGCUCAACAGAUUAGAGACUCGCAUGACAGCAGACAUCAACGUUAUUCUCCAGCUCCUCCAGAGGCAGAUGGCACCUAUACCUCCUGCUUACAGCACUGUACCUUCAAGUACCCUCACUACUGACUCACCUGGCCUGUAUGGGACUGGGACACCAGUGCUGCACAGCAUAUACCCCAUUUCACCCAUACCGAUGGAAAGCAGGGCACCCACACAGUAUGUGGUUUAUUUACUGCAGAGCUCUACCCAGACUGACCUUCAGCUCAGCAAGAAGUCCCAGGAGUCACUGUCCAGCGGCAUCCAUGUGACUGUGGCAUCAGACGACACCAUGUUUAUGACCGUCACUCCCGUAACUGAGACCCACACAGGGUUGACUCCUCAGCCAGCUCAGCCAUCAACCAAAUCCUCCCUCAUGGAGAGCCCCGGACUGUGCAGCAGCCUCCGCUACCCGUCGCUGCCGGGGAACCUGGACAUCACCUCAGGACUGGCAGAAAUCCAGAAACACCUCUCGGACCCUGUGCUGCCUGUCACCCGAAGACCUUCAGUGAAAGACUUAUGGCAACCAGUGUGACUCUGAACGUAGUUACAGACUGUUGCUGAAAGACUUCUGGAAGGAGUCACAGGACAAG
This is a messenger RNA of Plectropomus leopardus (leopard coralgrouper), 2707 nucleotides long. The record is from RefSeq and is a predicted model, not a curated record. Lineage: Eukaryota; Metazoa; Chordata; Actinopteri; Perciformes; Serranidae.